GCCAAAGUUCAGCCUAACUUCCGGGAUCCGGUAUGAAUGAGAUGAAUGUGACAGGUGUAAAUACGGACUGAAAAUGCCCAAAAUCAUCGCGCACUGAUGAAUGCAUAUGUAAAAGAUUUAAGAAACAUUUCAAGAUUGAAAAAGGACACAAUAAUCAUACAUAAAUUACCUACAGAUAAGCCGAGAUCUUCUUUUAAGAAGCAAUGGAUUCAACAGAGUCUACCAAAGGGAAGGAGAGUGUUCAGAAAAGAUCUCCUCUGGAUCUGAUUAUGAACCAGCUCCGAAGGAAAGCCUCUUUCACAGAGAGGAAGAAACCGGCUGUGGGCCGCUUCUUCCGCCCAUCAGAGAGCAGUGACAAGAGAAACGUAGGCAUCCCUGAAGUGAAAGAAUCAGAGGCCAGCGAAGGAAAGGAAAAUAAUGAGCCUGGGAAAGAGAUCAAAGACACAGAUGAUGAGACUGGCUCUCUUGUGGGAUGGGGUCGGGUGAAGCAGUUUGUCCAGAAGCUUGGGAAAACCCCUCACAGUCAGAAUCUGAGCCUGAGCCACUGUGAUCUGACAGCUACAGAUGUGGUGGAACUAGCCACGUUACUGCCAUUUCUGGCUCAGCUGGAGGUGAUGGACCUGUCCUGGAAUGAUUUGGUUGGAGGCUCCCUGAAGGCACUUACUAUCCAUCUGCAGCACGUGGGGAAACUGAGAGUGCUGAAGCUGUGUAGCUGCAGAUUAACAGAUCAAGACCUUACUGCUCUUGGUGAAGCUCUUGACUGCAUUCCUCUAAUAGAGGUGCUAGAUUUGUCCUGGAAUCUUGGCGUUGGCGCAGGAAAUUUCAGACACUUAACAGAACACCUCCAACCUCAAAGCACACUGAAGGAACUCCGCCUGGUGGACUGUCAGCUCUCUGAGACAGACAUUACAGCUCUGAGUGAGGCUCUGCCCAUGUUGUCUAGUUUGGAGGAGUUAGAUCUGUCCAAUAACAAACUGUCAAUCAAGGGAAUGGAGAACUUCACCUCCUCUCUAGGCUCAACUCCACGACUGAAGACCCUAAAACUGAGCAUGUGUGGACUCAGUAAAGACAGCCUCAGUGUUCUGGGACAGGCACUCAGGUUCAUCCCUGCGCUAGAGCACAUCGAUCUGUCAUGUAAUAAGGAAGCAGGUGGAGGUCUCACCACACUGACCACUAACCUAGUUCUUCUCCCACACUUGAGAUGUUUGGACAUGCAUCUGUGCUGUUUAACAAAGGAAGAUGUGUUGGCUUUAGUCCAGGUAGCUCCAUCUCUCAAAGACCUCAGAGAGCUGGAUUUGUCGUUUAAUAAAAGUGUUGGAGAUACACUCCCGAAUCUUCUGCAAACCCUCCCUCUUUCUCAGAUAACCAAACUUCCACUGAACAACUGUGCUUUGAGCACACAUGCAUGCAAUGCUCUUGCUACCGCAAUGCAGAUUAUAAAAGAUUUUGAGGGUGUGAUUGUUUUUUGGAACGUGUGUGUGGGAGAAUAUGUGAGAAUUUUUCUGGAGCCUUUGCAGCCUGAUUGCAAACUACAGGAACUCAGACUGAGUAGCUGCAAUUUAACCACUGAAGAUGUGCUACAUCUAGAAUCUGCUUGCCAGCGUGGAGCUCUGUCCCAUCUGAAGCAGCUGGAUUUGUCUUAUAAUGGCAGCGUCGGGGAUGGUGGUUGGAUGUCUCUUUUUGAGAAGGCUGCUGCUCUAAAGGGACUGGAGGAGCUAGAUGUCAGCCUGCGACCUUCUGCACCCCUCUCCGUGUCUCCCUGGCUGCCCGCCUUGUUGAAGGCCCUUCCGCAGCUCUCGUCCCUCACCCGUCUGUCUCUGCAGCACUGGGCUCUGAGUUUAGCUGAGAGAGAGAAGCUGGAAAAAAUUCUUAGCAAGAAGAAUGUCAUCAUGGAAUGUGACAGGCUGGCCACGCCAACACCAAAUGCUGCAAGUUAAUAAAAGCAUUUCAACCGCUUUAAUAAUUAUGGCUUUCCAAGGUACUGAAGUGGCAAAUUAAGAUGUUACUGAGAAUGUGAUGACUGAAAGGCAUUCAACCAUUACGUACCACUACGUCCUAUGACCCAUAAUUUUUAAACAUGUAUUUUUAAAUUUUUAUAUCACACAAAUGAUCGUAUAAAAAGAGGAUUUUUUUAUUAUAAAUUUAAAGCAUGGGAACUAAAAAUUAAACUUGUUAGUAUAGGGUUACAGUAGGGUGACCAUACAUCCUCUUUCCCAGACAUGUUUUAACCAAGAUUUCUAAAAUGUCCUGGUUUUAUCAUAAUCUUUAUCAUUAUUAACUUAGAUCUGCGUGAAGAUUCAUAAAUAUUCAUUUUUGGAUUGAAUAUCCCUUUAAAGGUUUAGUUCACCCCAAAAUGAAAAUUCUGUCAUUAAGUUCUAAACCUGUAAGACCUUCAUUCAUCUUCAGAACA
Cyprinus carpio (common carp) is the source of this 2410-nucleotide messenger RNA. Its product is annotated as leucine-rich repeat-containing protein 31-like. The record is from RefSeq and is a predicted model, not a curated record. Lineage: Eukaryota; Metazoa; Chordata; Actinopteri; Cypriniformes; Cyprinidae. Gene Ontology annotation, molecular function: protein binding.